Trichogramma pretiosum is the source of this 732-nucleotide messenger RNA. RefSeq lists its product as uncharacterized. The record is from RefSeq and is a predicted model, not a curated record. Bases 31 to 687 code for a protein of 218 amino acids. Lineage: Eukaryota; Metazoa; Arthropoda; Insecta; Hymenoptera; Trichogrammatidae. The transcript has 6 exons.
CAAAGCUCGUGUACAUACUCUAACACAAGAAUGAAGCUGAUUGUUUUGCUCUUUUUGCUCGUCGCAAUUUUCCUCGCCGAUCGUAACACGGCGGCUUUUUCGAGCAGUCGUGAGAAGCGAGAAGCCGUCGCCUAUUCCGACCCGGAUCCAAAACCAGUAGUUUCCAUGCUGAUGGAGGCCGUUUGCAAGCACCAGCUGAAGGAUUUCACCUCGCCCGAAGAUUACUGCCGCGAAAAGAGCCACAAGAUAGUGCAACAUUUGGCUCAAAUGUGCUACAAAGUGUCGAAAAAAUUCUGUCACGCCGCCAAAAUGUGGAAUAAACACAUCUCUUGCCAGCGCUGGUUCGAUAGAACGAUAUGUGCCACAUUCGAGGACACAGCUGAUGAUACUGAAAAUAAAUCCGAAUCGACUGAAAAUGAUGUGGAAUCAAAAAAAAAUGUCACCAGUGUUAAUUUACAACCGUCAAUAUUCGAAGGCUUACUAAUCAAAAAGUGCCUGAAACCAUUUAGGAUCGUGAUGGAGAAACAAAAUCUAACGAACACCGAGUUCGAUGUAGACAAAUUCUGCGAACACGCGAAAAAAAUGUUCAGAAGCUCGUGCCAGACCGCAGUGAAGGAGUAUGUUUGCGCGGUAUUCGUUGGAGUCGAAUCCCUUUGCAAGCUAAUUUUACCGAAGCUGAUAUGUUAAUGAAGAAAUUGGGAGACGAGAAUCUGCAAAUUGAAAUACACACAG